Molecule: messenger RNA, 783 nt
Organism: Talaromyces rugulosus
Lineage: Eukaryota; Fungi; Ascomycota; Eurotiomycetes; Eurotiales; Trichocomaceae
Exons: 2
Coding region: 1-783 (260 amino acids)
Source: RefSeq, a predicted model, not a curated record
AUGUACAACAAUCUUCCUACUAUCGCAUUUUUCGGAGCAACAGGGGGGUGCGUCCUUUCUUGUCUCACCCUAGCAUUGGAGAAUGGAUACUACUGUAAUGCAAUGGCCCGCAAUCCCACCAAACUCAAAGAUCUACUGAGUGAACGCGGAGUCUACGACUCGGCUAUUGCCAAUAACUUGACUAUCGUGCAAGGUAGUGUCAGUGACACCAGUGCCGUUAAACAGGCUCUUGUGCACAAAGAGGAGCCGGUCGACAUAAUCAUCAACGGAAUCGGCGGAAAGCUCAUUUUUGACGGCCCUCUCAAGCCAACCCUUGAUAACCCUACUGUGUGCCAGGAUGGCAUGCGGACGAUUCUCGAAGUUUCACGCUCAUUAAAUCAGGCCCGAGAUGGCGAUGACAAAAAGCCACUUCUUGUCGUUCUCAGCACGACAGGCAUUAGCGAAAAGCGAGACUUACCUUUUCUGAUGAUGCCCAUGUAUAAGUGGAUGUUGAAGGUACCCCAUGUUGAUAAAAAGGCCAUGGAAGACCUCAUAUUCGAAGAAGUUGCCAUGGAUAAGACGGCAAGGGGAAUCAGGGAGUACAUCAUUAUCCGGCCAAGUUUCCUAACCGAUGGGAAGGGCAAUGGGUUGACAAACAUCAAAGUUGGUGGAGAUAAUAAGCCGGCCGUGGGAUAUGUGAUUUCCAGAAAUGAAGUGGGCGCCUGGCUAUUUCAGAAUUCCGUCCGCCAUGGAUUGAGAGAGGAAAAUCCAUAUUUGGGCAAAAUAGUGACCAUUACGACCUGA